Molecule: messenger RNA, 2575 nt
Organism: Fundulus heteroclitus (mummichog)
Lineage: Eukaryota; Metazoa; Chordata; Actinopteri; Cyprinodontiformes; Fundulidae
Product: nuclear distribution protein nudE homolog 1
Exons: 9
Coding region: 172-1221 (349 amino acids)
Biological process (GO): cell migration; centrosome localization; establishment of mitotic spindle orientation
Cellular component (GO): centrosome; kinesin complex; kinetochore
Molecular function (GO): microtubule binding
Source: RefSeq, a predicted model, not a curated record
CAAUGGCAACAAAGAACACGAACGUCAUCUAACUUGUGAUUGGCCAGUUGGUGUGGACAAUAUGAAUGGCAACAUGUAUUGUUCGACGCCUUCCCGAAUCGGCGAGUAACUUUCUGACUUCCAACUCAAGCCGGUCUGUGCAGGACGGACGAGCCGUGAGCCGAGCUGGAGAUGGCGGAUCAGGACCCGCCUCAGUUUGGAUCUGUGGCUGAAGAGCUGCAGUACUGGAAGGAGCAGGCGGCCAGACACCAGCAGAUCGCCGCGGAAGCUCAGGAGGAGCUGCAGGAGUUCCAGCAGAUGAGCCGGGACUACGAGGGGGAGCUGGAGACGGAGCUGAAACAGUGCGAGGCCAGGAACCGCGAGCUGCUCGCAGCCAACAACCGUCUGCGUAUGGAGCUGGAAAACUACAAGGACAAAUAUGAAACGCAGCACUCUGAGGCGUGCCGGCAGAUCUCCAGCCUGGAGGGCGACCUGGCCCAGACCACGGCCGUCAGAGACCAGCUUCAUAAGUACAUCAGAGAGCUGGAGCAGGCCAACGACGACCUGGAGAGGGCCAAGAGAGCCACCAUCAUGUCCCUGGAGGACUUUGAGCAGAGGAUGAACCAGGUGAUAGAGAGGAACGCCUUCCUGGAGAGCGAGCUGGACGAGAAGGAGAACCUGCUGGAGUCGGUCCAGAGGCUAAAGGACGAAGCCAGAGACCUCCGGCAGGAGCUCGCCGUGCAGCAGAAGCAGCAGGUCCAGGACAGGAAGCCGUCCAUCAGCAGCGCCGUCAAAGAGCCUUCGUCCUCUUCAUCGUCGGCGGGGCUGCCCACGCCGCCUCUCACCCCCCCGGACAGGAGAGGCGAGGAUAAAACCGCGACUCCGUCCGCCGUCACGCCGUCCAGACCCGCGGCCUCCGCUGAGGCCUUGGUCUCCCCGCCGCCCUCCGUCAGCAGAGCUGAGAGUCUUUCUGCGACUCCUCUCACCACGUCGACGAGGAUCUCGGCUCUGAACAUCGUCGGUGAGCUGCUGAGGAAAGUCGGGAGCCUGGAGUCAAAGCUGGCUUCAUGUCGGGACUACGUCAACGAGCAGACGGCGACCCGCGGACGCCUCAGUGGUGGGUCUGGAUCUACAGCGGCUCAGAGCAGCCCCCCCCCAGAGAACCAUCCCACCAACAGCCUCUACAACAAGGGUCUGGUGAAGAGGUUAGACUUUGGUGCCGGAUCCAAGCUGCUGCUAUGAAGUAAACCCCCCCCCCCCCCCCGUCCUCUUCAUCUCACCGUGUGCCUCCUCUGGACUCAGAACACGGUGGGCUACUCUAACGGUUUAACGGAUGGAGGUUCUGCCGUCUGACGUGUUGACAGGACUUCCUCCUCAGCACUUGCACUUGUGUCGGACUCACACUCUGGACUUUUGUCGAUGUUCCCGCUCCUUCAGUUUGUGUUUUCAGACUGAAUGAGAAGCAAACCCCACGUUGAAUUAAAACCAGAUACAGGUUUGCUUUUAAUGUUUUUGCUUAAUUAUUGUCCGUAUUUUGUUUUACCGGAACAUCUAAAAGAAGUCGCACGCUUUCUCGUUGGCUAGCUCAGAACUGAAUGGCCUCAACGUUUAAAUCUUUUCCAUUCUCUAAUAGUCCUGAAAGAUGCUUUUUAACUUCAACGUCUGGAUGCUUCAGUAGAAACGGGAAUGCACAUUUAAAGCACAGCAUUAAGCUAAAGCGUUAAGCUAAAGUCCAGCGAGAUAGAACCGAUAACUGGACCUCAGCAGCGGUCGACACCGUCGGCCGUCCAUCUUGUAUCGACUUCCUUUGUUUGAACGUUUAGCCCAGAAACAUAAUCUGUGGUUACUAUAGUGACUCCCGCCUUUUUUGGGUUGCUAUGGUUACUCCCCCCUCCUUCUUAGCUGGGAUGUUUUCAUUCUUUUGUUUCAGUCAUGAAGAUUUCUACUUUCUUCUGGUCGCUGUUUUGAUUUUCUUCUUGGUUUUUCUACUAUUUUCCUUUUUGUUGCCAUAAUAUUUUCUGGCUUUUUGUCUUUUUGUGACAGGAGGAGAGAAACAAAGGCACAUUUAAAAGGAUCUCAAACAAACAUUUCCCUCGUUUUAUGCUUCCUACAGUGAUUUUAAUCUUUUUUUUGUUUUUUGUAACUGCUGUGAUUUUAUUACCCCCCACAGAUUGUAAUUGGAUCCUUUUUUCUUUUUAAAUCUUUGUGUUUAAACUUAGUGACUUUCUCUAGUCACUAUGGCGAUUCCCGCCUUUUUUUUUGUUGAUCGCCACGGUAAUCUCCACCUUUCUGUGGUGGAGCAGAUGGAGCAGCACUUUUCAGGAGAAAGAAACACUUUAAAAAAAAAGGUUUUAAACAGAUAUUUGCUGUUUUAGUUAGAACCUGAGUUGUAUAGAUUUUAUUUUUCCAACUGUGAAUGAGUAACUGAUGUUGUGCUUUGCCACAAAUACCCUUUACUCAGUUUUUUUAUUUUAUUUUUUGUGGCGAAGGUUCAGCUAAUUUGGGCAAACUAGGAUGAAAAUUCACCCCAGAAUGCCGAGUAGAAACUGGUAAGACAGACACUGGACAAAUAAAUAAUAAAAUGCUUUUGUUCUGA